Molecule: messenger RNA, 3100 nt
Organism: Diorhabda carinulata
Lineage: Eukaryota; Metazoa; Arthropoda; Insecta; Coleoptera; Chrysomelidae
Product: sarcosine dehydrogenase, mitochondrial
Exons: 11
Coding region: 331-3030 (899 amino acids)
Cellular component (GO): mitochondrion; cytoplasm; mitochondrial matrix
Molecular function (GO): protein binding; sarcosine dehydrogenase activity
Source: RefSeq, a predicted model, not a curated record
AAUCGUACGAAUUCACGAAAUAUAAAACGUUUAAAAUUGAAACAACUUAACGUUACCAUAAUAUAUUAUAAUAAUUUUUUUUAUUUGUAAUCUUAAACUAAUUUUAUCGUACAAAUAAAUUCAUUGGAAGCGAUUAUUUUUCGCUGUGUAGACACUAAAAAGUCAAUGUAGUUAGUACACAGUAGCUAUCUGAAAAUUAUCACCGAUGGAUAUUCUAAAGAUACUGAGGUCAAUUUUGUUCGUUAUAGAGAACAACAAGUCAAUUAAACCAUUUAUUAGAUUUAUGUAUCGAGCUAAGAAUCAAUCUGUGCCACUAACGUGUGUUUGUGUAUGUGUGUAUGUAACAACACGAUGUUAAGAAUUAAUAAAGUUUGUGGCAUUGUUCGGAGUCAAACGAAAACAGGAAAUUUGAAAAAACAAUAUUUUAGCAAUAAAGUUGAUUUACCUAAACAAGCAGACGUUGUUGUUGUAGGUGGGGGAGUUAUAGGUUGCAGCGCAUUAUACCAUUUAACAAAACGUGGUGUAAACGCGGUUUUAUUAGAAAAACAUAAAAUAACAUCUGGAACAACAUGGCACAGUGGAGCUUUGGUAUGGAGCUUAAGAGCCACGGAUGUAGACGAUAUAAUGUUAAAAAAGACGAGAGAUCUUUUAGCGAGUUUAGAAGAAGAAACUGGAAUUAAUCCCGGAUGGAUUCAAAAUGGCGGAAUAUUUAUUGCGAGAACAGCGGAAAGAUUAGAAGAAUACAAAAGAUUGCACACACUCGGACAUUUGCUAAAUUUGGAAAGUCACAUUAUUUCUCCUACAGAAGCCCAAAAACUAUCACCCAUCUUAGAACCGAAAUCCUUUUACGGUGCCCUUUGGUCUCCGAAUGACGGAUAUUGCGAUCCUUCAAUGUACUGCUCUGCUUUGUUGAAAGGAGCUAAAAAUAGAGGUGGAAAGGUAUUCGAAGAUACUCCAGUUACAAAAAUUCUAACCGUUCCAACGCCAAAUAAUGAAAAGAAAAUCGUCGGGAUUGAAACGCCCGUUGGUACGAUCAAAACGAACGUAAUAGUCAACGCUGCCGGUGUAUGGUCGCGAAAACUCACCCAAAUGGUAGGACUUGAUAUACCUCUAACCCCAAUGAAGCACGCUUUUGUAGUGACAGGAUCUAUACCCGAAGCUAAAGGUACUCCCAGUAUUAGAGAUCACGAUGGGUGUCUUUAUUUUAGACCACAAGGCGAUUCCAUUUUAUUUGGAGGUUAUGAACCAAAUCCGGUUGUUCUUAAAGAUUUACCGGAGGAGAAAUUUCAUCUCUACGAAUUAGACAUGGCCAUUUUUGAUCAACAUUGGAAAAAAGCGGUUGAACUGUGUCCUUCUUUUGAAAAAGCUGGUAUCAAAUCUGAUAUUUGCGGACCAGAAUCUUUUACACCUGAUCAUAAGCCAAUAAUGGGAGAGGAUCCAAAAUGUGUCGGACUGUUUCAUGCGAAUGCUUUCAAUUCACUCGGAGUACAAUUGAGUGGAGGUGCGGGCGAACAAAUAGCCAGUUGGAUAACUCUAGGAAGACCUGAUUUACCUCUUUUCGCAUACGAUAUAAGAAGAUACACUCCAGUACAGAGACAAGAUAGAGCUUGGGUUCUAGAACGAUCCCACGAAGGUUAUGCGAAAACUUACGGUAUAAUUUAUCCGCACGAUCAACCGCUCGCUGGUAGAAACCAUAGAAUCGAUCAAUUCCACGAGGCACUUGUAGCGAACGGGGCUGUUAUGGAAGAAGCGUUAGGUUGGGAAAGACCCGCGUAUUUUAUUAAGGACCGUACCGCCCCCGUUAGAUCUUACGAUUGGUACGGAUAUUACGAUCACGUCGAUAACGAGGAUAAACGAUACGAAAACGAACUGGAAGGGGAACUAACUUUCGGUUUCCCGAAAAGCCACGAUUUGGUGAGGGAAGAAGCGUUGGCGGCUAGAAAUAACGUUGCGCUUUUCGAUUUAACUUGUUAUGCGAAAAUGUAUCUAGCAGGUCCGGAUGCGGAAGAGGCCGCCGAUUGGUUGUUUACCGCUAACGUCGAUAGGAAACCGGGGAGCAUCAUCUACACGUGUUCUCUGAAUUCCAGAGGUUACGUCGAAGCUGAUGUCACCGUUAUACCUUUGGAGGAAGGUGUAGGGACUUUAGUGGGUCCUGUGCUGAAGGGAAAAGGUUAUUAUAUUGUAGCAGGCGCCAAAUCUGGUUAUCAAACUAAAUCGCACUUCAGGAAACAGCUUUAUAAAAAAAAUUUCAAGUCUUUGGUAACAGAAAUGACAAAUAGAAUAGGAAUACUUUCGAUUCAAGGUCCAAAAAGUAAUGAAUUAUUACAAUCGAUGACCGAAUUUCCAAUAACAAACGAACAAUUACCACACGGUUUAUCAAAACUUAUAAAAAUAAACGGACAUACUUGUAGAGUACUUAGAAUAAGUUAUAUAGGAGAAUUAGGUUAUGAAAUCCACAUUCCUCUCGCAUCUUGUAUACCCGUAUAUAAUAAAUUAAUGGAAGCUGGUAGAGGAUUUGAUUUGAAACACGCCGGAUUUAGAGCAUUGGAUUGUUUGAGCUGCGAAAAAGGUUAUCAUUUGCUCAAUUACGAUCUUAGAAUAGACGAUAAUCCAAUAGAAGCCGGUUUAGGAAGGUUUUGCAGAAAAGACGGUCAAUAUUUAGGAAAACAAGCAGUGGAGAAAUUCAAACAACAAGGUGUUGCAAAACGAAGGGUAUUUUUCACUUUACAAGACCCAGUAGCUUUAUACGGAUACGAAACUAUUUGGAGAGAUGAUGUAAUUGUUGGAAUAUUGAGACGAGGCGAUUACGGCUUCAGUUUAGAUUCCAGUAUAGGAAUAGGAUACGUUCAGCACCCCAAUGGAAAAGUAAUAGAUGAUGAAUAUCUCAAAAGUGGUACAUAUCAAAUUGAGGUUAGGAACAAAAAGUAUCCCGCCACGUUAUUUUUGAAAAGUCCUUUCGAUCCUCAAAAUUUAAGGGUGAAAGGACAAUACGAACAUCAGUUUGAGGAACAGACGCAUUUCGAAGACUGAUUUUUUCAGUUAGGUUUAAUAUUGUUAGUAAUUGUUUAAUAUUUAUGUUAAGUAAAUGUUUCUCUAUCGU